GCCGGCCUGCAGAGGGCGACAUUGCUUCGCCUCUGCCCCUGUCCAUUUACAUGAAGAAAAAUGGCGGACAGGAGCUGUGGAGGCUUCAUGGGCUGAGCUGCUGGCAGUUUAGAAACAACAGAAGGGCCCACAGUCACCGUGGAAGGGGGCCAGCUUGCAGGGAGGACACUGCUGUACGGGCAGGGCAAGGCUGAUCUCUAGCUGACCAAAAAUUAAUUUAUUUUUAUUUUUUUGCCUCGAAACGAGAAGCUAGAGCCGAGCGAGUAGCCACGACAGAAAACAAGUCGGACAUGAACGGGGAGAUCGUAUGCAGUAGCCAUUCAGUCACCGUCUUAAGCUGCACCAGGUCCCUAUCACCAGUUCAUGAUGAAAAUACGAUCAAGGUGACUCAGGAGGGAAGGCGCUCUCCGAUGUGCUGCCAGCACAAUGACGCCCAGAGGCAGGGAGAAGGCAGGAGAACAAACGCCAUCAGCCCCACACCAAAAGACUCAAAGGCUGCACUCUCAGAGAUGGAGAGCAGCUACAGCCAGUGUUCACCCUGCUGGUCAGAUGAACAGCCGUCGCCUCCGCAGCUCUACUGCACUCAGUCCUGCCUUCGCUCCUCCGCCGACCUCCCCCUGCCCCUCAGCAGCAGCUUAUCUCACACUCCCCUCCACGCCAACAACAGCAGCGCCCUCCACAGCAAACCGCGGAGAGGAGUCCUCCUCAAGGUCAAAGGAAAGAAAUCCACACUAAGGAUUGCAGGAGGGAAAAACUCCCAAAACAGAAAAGUUACUGACUACUAUCCAAUAAGACGGAGCUCGAGAAAAAGCAAAACAGAGCUUAAGUGUGAAGAAAAGAAGCACAUAGAUGAUCUCAUCACAAAGGGAAUAGAGGAAGGAAUGGAGGUGCAACACAUUGAAGGAAAGGGCAGAGCCGUGUUUGCCACUCGGUGCUUCCAGAAAGGCGAGUACGUGGUGGAGUAUCACGGAGACCUGCUGCAGAUCACCGACGCCAAAAAGAGGGAGGCUGAAUACGCUCAAAACCCUGCCACUGGCUGCUACAUGUACUACUUCCAGUACCUCUGCAAAACAUACUGUGUGGACGCCACAAAAGAGACUGGUCGAAUGGGGAGGCUGAUAAACCACAGUAAGAACGGAAACUGCCAAACCAAACUCCAUGACAUCAACGGCGUCCCUCACCUCAUCCUCGUCGCCUCUCGGGACAUCGACGAGGGCGAGGAGCUGCUCUACGACUACGGGGACCGCAGUAAGGCCUCCAUCGCGGCUCACCCGUGGCUCAAAUACUGAUUCCUCCUGAAAGAGCAGGGAAACGUUCAGUAACGCUUGUGUUUCUCAUUAGCUAGUGUACAAAAUGCCUUAGAGACAGAAUGUGUCCCCUUUUUGUUCAGUAUAGAGGAAGUCGGGGCGGUGGUUAUGGGUUCAGAGGGGGGUUUGUGGGGUACUUAUCACAUUUCAGUUGAGGUCCACCUGCCUCGUCAGAUGGACGUCGGUACUUUUUAUUUAUGUGUUUAUGAGACGUUCUGGUUGUUUUGCAGCACAUUUAUUUUGUACAUUUUGUACCACCUAUAGAUGCUUUACAGCAUGCAGGUGGUAGUUAAUGCUCUGCAUUUUUAUACUGCUUUUUCUUAAUUAGUCGUUAGCAAUACUUGUAUUUAUGGCCCCAGAGCCCUUUUGGAUCAGCAACAACUAUGAGAUGCAAACUUGCAAACCCUUUUUUUAAAGAAAAAAAAAAAUAUAUAUAUAUAUAUAUAUUCAGUUCUGAGUGGAAUUUGAUUUCAGCCAUCGAAACUCUCACAGUCUCCCCGUGUUAUGUGGAGGUGUAACAGUUUACCAAACUCGAGCUUCAGCUGGCGAUUUUGGCUCCUGAUUAUAAAAUAUUUUACUUUUUUGAAGUGUAAAAUAAUGUUGAACACACAGACAAGCUACAGAAACCGAUUAAAUGAAUAGUUUUCCUCCUUCUUUCACACAUUCUUUUAGACUAUAUUGUAUUUUUUUAAUGUUUAAAAUGCAUUUGAAUUAUCAUGUACAUGUUGCAUUAAUACACAAGCUGAUACCCGCAGUACGUUCUGUCACGGUCAUUAAAACAGAAACGUGUAUGAAAGCUGGCGGGUAAACAUCUCAGUUCUCAGCUGUCAGAGCUUCCUUCUGUUUCACUUUAAUAGAAAAUCUUCCACUCAUGACACUCAUGUCUAAUAUUGCUGCACUGUGUAAAUAUAUUUAUUGGCUCGCUGUUGCAAAUCCAAGCGUGAUUUAAAGGACUAGUUUGACAUUUUGGGAAGUUUUCACCUUCUUGCAAAGAGUCCGACGAUGUGACUCUCGUAUCGCACGCUUAUCACUGGUGGCCAUCGUCGUGUUUGGCCUGUCAUGGCGGGAAGGAGCGUCACGUUCUGUGGCUGAAUGAUGAGGGGGAAAAAUCCAAACAGUUUGAGGAAACUCAAAACCAGUGACUGAAAAAUAAACGAGUAAAACGUCUUCUGUCUGACCAAACUGGAACAUUUAUGCCAGUUUGGGUUUAAUGAACUGAAAAUGCUGAUCAGUUUACUAAACUUUAUGUGAUGGCUUUUUUAUUAUAAGCUUUUAACACUGAAAGUGAUCACAAGCUGCCCAAAAUACAAACCAAAUAAAAUUGAACAGACUGGAAGGCAGAUUAAGCCAGGCUAACUGCUUCCUCUUGUUCCCAAUCGUGAUGCUAAGCUAAGCUAAUAGCCUGAUGUCUGCAGCUUGACAUCUGACUGACAGAAAUGAGAGACGUUAUCAUCGAAAAGCAAGAAAGCGAUUUAAAGUAUUUCCCAAAAUGUCAAAGAAGCCAAGGAAAAAGAAAAAGAACUGCAUGUCUUUCACGUCACGUGUCACGCUUUGUUUCACACAAGAAACCAGCCUGUCCAACAUGUCCAGUGUCUGGACAGGAAGUGAGUUUGGUGAACUCUUACAGCCUCUGCAGGUUUUCUAAACGCUCACAGACAGCCAGGCGUUCCACGUGAAAGUGAGGGUGUUUAGUUUAGGUGACCUCGCCGUGUACUCGCCGUUAAAUGGAGCAUGAAGGUCACAUUUAAAGAGUCCUCCGACCACACGUUUCUUAUUUAUCUUGAUUUGUGUUUUAUUUAUCCUCAUCUAGCAAAUCACUAAGAGACACUUUAUUACAUUCCUCUUAACUAAAUAGCACACAGGCAUUAAUCUUUUGUCUCCCAAUGAAAUAACAAUUUUAAACAAAGAUGUCACAUGAUCACGUACUUUUAUUUUGUUGUACAGCACUCUCUUCCUACAGCUGCUGUUUGUACUGCAGCCGAUGUCAUCUCAGUUAUUAUAGAUCUUUUUUUUUCUUUAUUGGUAUCAUAAUUUUGGAAAUCACACUGGCUUUGUUGUAAAGAAAAUGUUUGAUGUCUGCUUUCUUCCCAAGAGGUAGAUGAGAAGAUUGACACCACUCUCAUAUCUUUCUGUUUAAUGUUAAGCUACAGCAAGACGGUAGUUAGCUUAGCGCCAGCACCUCUGAAGCUCAGUAAUUAGCAUCUUAUCCCCCCAGUCUCUAUGCUAAGCUAACCUAAGCUAAGCUACUUACCUCCUGGUUGUAGCUUCAAACUGAAAGCAGCAGAUCUAACUUUCUGCAAGAAAAUGAAAAAACGUAUUUUCCAAAAUGUUGAACUGAAUUUAAUGUUUUAGUGAUUUGUAGCAGGUCAGGCUAUGGAGGCCCACAGGCUGAUGAACCAAACGUAGUCCAUCCUCUCCGCCUCUUUCAUGUUGUACAGGACAUUAAAGUGUAAACCACAGUAGGAGAGCGAGUCCGGUUUCCACAAUAAUCAGUCUGAUCCAUCUGUUUUUAAUUUGAUUUGAGAAGAAGUCUGGUCAGAGCCCAGUCAUACAAACGUGUCAGGAAACCCGCUGUGUGUAACACAUGAUGCCACCUCUAACAGUAGCAUUGUGUCACGUGUGAAGUGAGCCUUUCUUAAUCGUGGUGGAUUUACUCCUUUCUUCAUGAAGAACUGAUGCAAUAAUAACCUGAGGGGCAAACCGACCUGUCGGCCAUUUUUAGGACAUAAUAGACCUUUGCUGUUGUAGCGCUGAAUAAAUCUUAAUGCUGGGGUUUAGGCAUCGACAAAUAAAGAUGUUAAUAUGCAAGUAA
Molecule: messenger RNA, 4119 nt
Organism: Scatophagus argus
Lineage: Eukaryota; Metazoa; Chordata; Actinopteri; Scatophagidae
Gene: kmt5aa
Product: lysine methyltransferase 5Aa
Exons: 7
Coding region: 291-1289 (332 amino acids)
Molecular function (GO): protein binding; histone H4K20 methyltransferase activity
Source: RefSeq, a predicted model, not a curated record